AUGUCCGCUCUUCGAAAGCUUGUCCUUGCGAUCCUGAUCUUAUCGCUAAUCACCUUCAUCGCGCUGUUUGGUCGACUGCCGGCUUUCAGGAGAACACCCAUGGGCUGGCUGAAUCGACUGCUUUGUCUUCACAUACCGAAUGGCUUUCGCAAAGUGGAUCGAACUCUCACCGGUGGCCAGAUCACGCGCAGGAGCCAGCGGGUCGGACAGUACCUGUUUUAUGAGAAGAAUCCCAUCGUUCUGAUAAUCUUUUUGGUUCUGCUUACAGGAAGUGCUGGGCUGUUCCUACACAACACACUGCACUUGCUUCCGCCUCAUCUCCUGGCGCCUAUUCCACCAUUUCUGAUAGCCCCAUACAUCUUCACAUACCUCACAGUCUCAUACAAAGCACACUACAUCACAGCUUCGAACCACAAGGCGAGAAGCGUGGACUACCCUUACGACCACAUCCUGUUCCGGCCCGGGAACGUGUGCAGCACUUGCAAUUUGGACAAGCCAGCACGAUCAAAGCACUGCAGCUUUUGCGGACAUUGCGUGGCCAAAUGUGACCAUCACUGUCCAUGGGUGAACAACUGUCUUGGACGAGGCAAUUACCGCUGGUUCUUGGCCUUGCUGUUCUCUCUCGGCGCAGUUGAGAUAUAUGGUGCGUACCUGAGCUGGCACAUACUUGGACCUUCUAUGCGCAUGGACAGGACUACUCCUUUGGUCAGCUGGGCACGCUUGGAGCAGAUAGGCAACGCAGUAGUGGUCGCGGUUAAUAAGGGUGGCCUUUCCAUUGCCGGUGUCGGUCUCCUUGCCGCGAGCACGGCGGGCCUUCCCCUUGGAUUGUUGGCGUAUCAUUUAUACCUGAUCUGGGCUGGCAUGACUACAAACGAGUCACAGAAAUGGUCGGAUUGGCAGGAAGACAUGGCGGACGGGUUCGUAUUCAUGGCCAAAAUCGAAGAUUUAAGGACGCAUCACCCGUUAUUCGCUUUCGACGAUGCUGACGAAGUGGUUGUACCGUGGCCGGUCAAUACUGAGCAAGUUCUGGUAAUGACGAAGGACGGCAAGCCACCGCGAGGACAAGACGGGCUGUGGAAUCGUGUCUGGAGCUUGGACGACGUCGACAAUAUUUAUGACCUUGGUGGCCUGCAGAACUUUUUGCAGGUGAUAAACGGCAAAUGA
Molecule: messenger RNA, 1164 nt
Organism: Pseudocercospora fijiensis CIRAD86
Lineage: Eukaryota; Fungi; Ascomycota; Dothideomycetes; Mycosphaerellales; Mycosphaerellaceae
Exons: 4
Coding region: 1-1164 (387 amino acids)
Biological process (GO): protein targeting to membrane; peptidyl-L-cysteine S-palmitoylation
Cellular component (GO): endoplasmic reticulum; Golgi apparatus
Molecular function (GO): protein-cysteine S-palmitoyltransferase activity
Source: RefSeq, a predicted model, not a curated record